UCCUUUGCUUUCUCUUGAGUUUCAUCAUUCACUUCCUCUUUUGCUGAAGUAUCUGAUUGCAGAGAGAGGGGCUCUUGGAGAAGAAACUAGUUCUGAUUCGUUGCUUAUCAGCUCCGUCACACACCCAAAAUUAAGUCAACUAGUCAAGGAGAUGGGUGGAAGUAGGCUUCUUUUGCAUGCCCUUCUCAUAACCUAACAAAUACCCUUCAACAGCUUUGGCACACUUACAUUUCACGCUUCAUCUCAUCGCCCUCUCUCCAUACGAAUCUCAUUUCUUCACGAACUUUGCUCAUAUAAUUAACAGAGGCUUACUAGUUCUCUUCAUAGUGCUUUGUUCAUUUCUUCAACGUUCUUAUAAUUAUAUAAAUAUUCUAUCUCGCAUAAGUUGAAUAUUGAUUAGCAGUGGCUAGCUGAUCAUCUCGAUGAGUAACUCCGCAAGCAAUGUUAUGAUGGAGAUAGAGGCCAAUAAACCAGCAGGGAACGGGAUGGUGGUAGGAGGUUUGAGUCCUCUGAGUGAGACAUUGUGGAGAGAGAAGACCAACACGGAGUUUGUCGGAGAUGUGUCUGCAAGGCUCACCUGGAAGGAUCUGACCGUAAUGGUAACUCUCAGCAAUGGAGAGACGCAGAAGGUGUUGGAAGGACUAACCGGUUAUGCUGAGCCUGGCACUCUCACCGCUCUCAUGGGUCCUUCAGGCUCUGGAAAAUCCACGCUUCUUGAUGCUCUCUCCAGUCGCUUGGCUGCUAACGCUUUCCUCUCAGGAGCCAUUCUUCUCAAUGGUCGCAAGACCAAGCUUUCUUUCGGGACGGCAGCCUAUGUAACUCAAGAUGACAACUUGAUUGGUACACUGACUGUUAGGGAAACAAUUUCCUACUCAGCUCGACUUCGUCUCCCUGAUAAGAUGCCUUGGUCUGAGAAGCGCGCACUGGUUGAAAGUACAAUUAUAGAGAUGGGUCUGCAAGAUUGCGCUGAUACGGUAAUUGGGAAUUGGCAUUUGCGUGGGAUCAGCGGAGGAGAGAAGAGGAGGGUCAGCAUAGCUCUUGAAAUUUUGAUGAGGCCCAGACUGCUCUUUCUUGAUGAGCCCACCAGUGGACUUGAUAGUGCUUCGGCGUUUUUCGUAACCCAGACUUUACGUGGCCUGUCAAGAGAUGGUAGGACUGUAAUAGCUUCAGUCCAUCAGCCCAGCAGUGAAGUUUUUGAGCUAUUUGAUCAGUUGUAUUUGCUUUCUGGCGGCAAAACUGUUUAUUUUGGUCAGGCUUCUGAAGCAUAUGAGUUCUUUGCGCAAGCUGGAUUUCCAUGCCCUGCCUUGAGAAAUCCAUCUGAUCAUUUUCUUAGAUGCAUCAAUUCUGACUUUGAUAAGGUUAAGGCUACUCUGAAAGGGUCCAUGAAAUUACGGUUUGAGGCAAGUGAUGAUCCCCUGGACAAGAUAACCACUGCUGAAGCGAUCCGAACUCUUCUUGACUUCUACCAUACAUCUCAGCAAUGUUAUACCGCAAAGGAAAGGGUUAAUGAGAUAUCGAAAGUUAAAGGAACUGUGCUAGAUUCUGGAGGCAGUCAAGCUAGUUUCCUGAUGCAGUCUUAUACUUUAACCAAGCGUUCAUUCAUCAACAUGUCUAGAGACUUUGGCUAUUAUUGGCUGAGGCUGCUAAUUUAUAUUGUCGUCACUAUCUGCAUUGGAACCAUUUAUCUCGAUGUUGGAACGGGCUACAACUCAAUUCUGGCAAGGGGUUCAUGUGCAUCUUUCGUCUUUGGUUUUGUCACAUUCAUGUCAAUUGGUGGGUUCCCUUCCUUUGUAGAGGACAUGAAGGUUUUCCAAAGGGAGAGGUUAAACGGGCAUUACGGUGUAACUGCAUUUGUCAUAGGGAAUACGCUCUCAGCCAUGCCAUUCCUGAUUAUGAUCACCUUCAUCUCUGGAACUGUUUGCUACUUUAUGGUUCGUCUUCACCCGGGCUUUGAACAUUAUUUAUUCUUCGUAUUGUGCCUUUACGCAAGUGUUACUGUGGUUGAGAGCUUGAUGAUGGCCAUAGCGAGCAUCGUCCCCAAUUUCCUCAUGGGUAUCAUCAUAGGAGCUGGGAUUCAGGGAAUAUUCAUGCUUGUUUCUGGAUACUUCAGGCUCCCCAACGACAUCCCAAAACCUGUCUGGCGUUACCCAAUGUCCUACAUCAGCUUCCACUUCUGGGCUCUACAGGGACAAUACCAAAAUGAUCUGAAGGGCUUGUUGUUCGACAAUCAAUCACCAGAGCUUCCCAAGAUUCCUGGAGAAUACAUCCUGGAAAACGUGUUCCAAAUUGAUGUUGGACGCUCAAAAUGGAUAGAUCUCAGCGUGAUCUUCAGCAUGAUCUUCAUUUACCGCAUCAUCUUCUUCUUCAUGAUAAAGAUAAGUGAGGAUGUUACCCCUUGGAUCAGAGGUUUGAUAGCCAGGAGAAGAAUGCAACAGAAGAAUGGAACACAAAAUACGACCGUUGCGCCUGACGGCCUCACCCAGUCUCCUUCUUUGAGGGCCUACGCGGCAAAUCGAGCAACUCGAACGGGUAAAAGAUGGACUACGGGUCUCCAUGCAAGAGAUCUCACAAAAAAUUGAUGGGAUCACCUUUGUGUCCUCAGAUACACUCAUCCAGUCGUUUUAACGUCUUAACCUUACGCUGCCCUUUAUUAUUUUAAUUUAUUAUUAUUAUUAUUUUAAAAAACAUAUGCUUUAAAUAUAUAUACCUUUGAAGUUAA
Theobroma umbraticum is the source of this 2719-nucleotide messenger RNA. RefSeq names its product white-brown complex-like protein (gene ABCG11). The record is from RefSeq and is a predicted model, not a curated record. Gene Ontology annotation, cellular component: membrane. NCBI's taxonomy places the organism in Eukaryota, Viridiplantae, Streptophyta, Magnoliopsida, Malvales, Malvaceae. Gene Ontology annotation, molecular function: ATP binding; ABC-type transporter activity; ATP hydrolysis activity.